Molecule: messenger RNA, 687 nt
Organism: Prinia subflava (tawny-flanked prinia)
Lineage: Eukaryota; Metazoa; Chordata; Aves; Passeriformes; Cisticolidae
Product: Fc receptor-like A
Exons: 3
Coding region: 1-687 (228 amino acids)
Biological process (GO): cell surface receptor signaling pathway
Cellular component (GO): plasma membrane
Molecular function (GO): transmembrane signaling receptor activity
Source: RefSeq, a predicted model, not a curated record
AUGCCACUGCUGGAGGGGGACACGGUGACACUGCGCUGCCGGGGCUGGCAGGACAUGGUUGUCAUCUGGGUGCGAUUCUACCGUGGGGAUGAGGAGGUGAGGGGGACCCUCAGCAGGACCGAGCUGUCCCUGUCCCCUCUGCAGCUGCACCACAGCGGCCGCUACCACUGCAAGGGCCGGGUGAACUCCGGGGUAUCACGGGGGUGGCAGGAGUCAGCACAGGUGACAGUGACAGUGCAGGAGCUCUUCUCGGUGCCAGUGCUGGAGGGUCCCCCUGAAGUCACCAAGGGGUCCCUCCUCAAUCUCAGCUGCCUCAGCACCCCCAGCCCCCUGCGGCCCCGAGCCCCCCUCCUGCACCUCUUCUACCGGGACGGGCAGUUGGUGGGGGGCCCGCAGGGGUCCCCGCAGCUCCUGGUGCCCGCCGUGGGGGUCUCCCACUCGGGGAAUUACAGCUGCCAGGUGUGGUCCGAGGAGGGGGCCGUGCAGAAGAGCAGCGCCCGGCUCGGCGUCACGGUGCGCAGUGAGUGCGGGGAUGGGCACGGGGAGCCCCCGCAGCCCUGCCUGGAGACCGCCAUUCCUGCCCAGACCCCCAUUCCUGCCCGGACCCCCAUCCGUGUCAUGGGUCCCCCCGUCCUUCCUGUGUCUCCCUCCGGCUCCCCCAGCCCAUCGUGGGUGUCCCCUCCCUGA